Rhagoletis pomonella (apple maggot) is the source of this 6069-nucleotide messenger RNA. RefSeq names its product ras-related protein Rab-26-like. Gene Ontology annotation, molecular function: GTP binding; GTPase activity. Lineage: Eukaryota; Metazoa; Arthropoda; Insecta; Diptera; Tephritidae. The record is from RefSeq and is a predicted model, not a curated record. Gene Ontology annotation, cellular component: endosome; Golgi apparatus. The coding region runs from base 2902 to 3879 and encodes 325 amino acids. The transcript is spliced from 6 exons.
AGGGCUUUACGACCAAAUUUUUCACACUAAAAUGCCAGUACACAUUUGAGCAACGCGACGUCGGCAAAGAAAAUUUUGAGCGAAAAACGAAAGGAAGAAAAAAAUAUGUAAAGAAGAAAAUUACUACGCAAAUAAAUAUAGUUUGGCGAAAUAAAGUUUGUUACAAGUUUAGUUGAAAAGCCAAAACUACUUUUAUAUAAACAUACGCAAACGGAAAAAUCGAAAAUGAAUAAGCUAAUAAAAAUAUAUUAGCCUGAUACACUCAAUGACUGCGUUAGUGUAGUUAAAGUUAUGGGUUGACUUGAAAGUGGGACGUGAACUUGCAAACGACAUACACACAUACCAACAAAUAAGUAUAUUGCGCGGGUGGAGAAAAAAAACACACUAAAAGAAUUGAAAGUGAGUCAAACUUAAUGGUAGGCAUUGCACUUAGAGCCACAAACAAUGCAGCGGACGCGGUGCAAUUUUGCUGUGUCGUCACAGAGAUUGGAAGUCGCCGUUGCCGAAAUUUACUGCCAACAAUGGAAAAGUAGCAGUCGGAGUAUUGAAAGAAAAAAAUGUAGUAUACUGUGAAAGAUCAAUCAAACAAACAGUGGAUGCAGAAAAUCGCCUCUCCUCCCAUUAUAACUGUGAUAAUAACAAAAGAGAAUACAUAUAAGUGGAACUGAGAUUGAUAUCAAUUGAACAGAAAAAAAGUAGAACGGGGCGGAUGAGUAACAUAUAAACCUGUAGUGUGAAAUCAAGUGUACACUAAUAAAAAAUACUUAAUGUUAAUAACUAAUUAAUAUAUACCAGCAAAGCUUUAAAGAGAGUCUGUGAGGUCAAACAGUGAUUACACGGCUUCAUGUCCGACUUAUGCCAAGAAGGAAGUCCAUCGACAACUAAAUCAUGUAUAGCAUUUAAGAUAAAACAACGUAUGUAUGUUCAAAUGUAAAAUUUUUGUAUGUAAGAGUUGAGAACAAAAUGCAAAUAACCGAGAUGUUAUAGCUACCCUUAGUUUAGUAGUUAUUACAGUGCUUUAGAAGUAAACGAAACACCAAUUUAUUCGCAAAAAAAAAAUCGAAAUAUCAGCAAAAAUAUAUAAACUUUAGUUAAGAAUUUAAGUAAGAAAGUUGGCACGAAUUUUCGGAAAAAUAACGUUUCUCCUAAUACAAAAAAACCAAGUUCCGGAUGUAAUGGAAAAUAUAACACUUAUUAUACCUACUAGAAACAAAAAGUUAUGUUAUUUUUACCCGCGGGACGCGAGUGAAAAAAAACUUUAAUAGGUAAUAAACAAACAGACUGCACACAUUUAAUAAAAAAUUGUUGAAUAAUCAAAACUAAAUAAUUCCUUAUAACACCAAAUUCACCAGUUCAGAUUGAUGUCGUUUAGAAUAACCUGCAAAAAAAUUGAAGAGGUAAAAAAUAACUAAUGAGUGUGAAAAUACUCGUACAAUUCUACGGAAUAAUAGGAAUAUAAAAAAAAUUUUAAUUUGUGCAUAAAAGUUACAUGAAAAAAUAUUGAAAAAUCAUAUAAAAUUAUAGUAAAAUUUACAAAAUAGAAGAAUUUAUAUACAUACAAGCAUAAAAAACAUUAACUUAAGCAAAAAGCUAUAAUACAAAAUUAGGGAAUUUAACGUGUAGUUUACGAGUUCAUUAAAAAUAAGCCAAUAAACAAUAGCAACCAAUAUGUUUAAAUACAAAAUAUAUAAAUCCUAAGUAUAUAAAAAAAGAUUUAAUACAUGUGAAUGCAAAAAAAUAUCAGUAGCAGACACUUUUGCGUUAAUAUUACUCGAUCAUUGUCGCGAAAAUUGUAACAGAAUGUCAGCAAAAGAAAGUUUGUAAGUACAUAAUUAAAAGUUAGUAAAUCUUAAACGCGUCAAAGUAAUUCGUACAAAAUAUUUAUAUUCAAUUGAAAAAAAAUAAAUAUUUAUAUUUACAAAACUGGUAACAACAUUCGGUUAAAAGCAAUUCACCACCGCCGUUUUUUUUCGUUGUCCUACUGCAGACCAAUAAUUAAUCAGGUGCCAGAACGAAGCAUACCGACAAUCAACUAACCGGGACCAUCGAGCGUCAUAGCUUAGCAUAUGGUCAUAAGAUAUUGAUUGGCAAUAGCACAUGCAAAUUUCCGUACACCCAAACUACAUACAUAUGUAAACGAUUUUGAGAUACACAAUUUGGUAAAUAAAAUUGAGAAAUAAGCAUAAAACCGGUAGCGCAGUGGUGGCAAAGCGGAUACUAACGAAAAAAAGCGCAAAGGAGACAGAAAGCACACCAAAUAGCAAUUGUGAUUUAAGUAACAGUGACAGCUGGCAGUAAACAGCCCCCAUUGCUCAAUUGGCAUUAACAUCAACAUUACAGCAUGCAAUACUGUUAGUGAACAGCUGUGCGUUUAUACAUGCAAACAUAUGUACAUAUGUGAUUAGAAUAGAUGGUGGAACAGUUGUUUGCGCUGCACUAGUAUUAUAUAGUGUAUUAUAUUUGUGUAUAAAUCAGUUUUGGCGUUAUCAAACAUUCAAAGCUCGAGCCCCGAAGUUUUAAGAGCUUUAUUAAAUACGAAUUUAACUUCAUAGCGUUUAUUCGCACUAACAAACUACUACAGUGCUUUCAAAAUUGCACCAAACGCUAUUGUAUUGUUGUUAUGAAAACCUGUUGCUCAAACUAAAAGUGUAAAAUCCCGUUAGAAAUUAAAUAGUCUCCCACCAACAGUCGUGGAAACAGUUCGUUAAAAAUUAAUAAAUAAAUAUACGAAAUUUCAAAACCAAAAUAACAAACUAAAUAAGUAAUAUUCGUGUAAUGCGUAUCCCGGCUUCCCCCGCCAAAAAAAUAUACUCGCACUACUAUCACUUCGCUGUAUACUUUUUUCACUACAAAGACUCGCCUAUACACAUAAAACGAGGUUUAAUAGCUGGCUAAUUAAAUAUGUCAUAUAUACCCGAUGAUGCUAGCAGUAUGAGCGACGACGUCUUCGAAGAUCCCGAGACAACCCAACGUCGUCUGGAGGAGACUGUACGCCAUCGUGUGGACUUCAGUGGCAGCGGUGGCGGCAGCAGUGGUCUCGGUUCCAGUAUAGGCGGUAGUAGCGGCAAGGCAUGCAGUACUGGUUAUCCUGGCUAUCGUCCACCGGUGAAAGCUUUGCAGAUGUAUGCACUUGAAGAUGCAGUCUUUCAUGAUGACGCUUACGAAGACGAAUAUGAGGAUGGUUGGCGUUCCUAUCGCUACGAUGAAGUGGGCAUGUAUAGUCAACCGCACCAACAGCCUUUCGAUGACACAGUCAAUCACAAGACAAUACUACUUGGCGACUCCGGUGUUGGUAAAACUUCUUUCCUAGUAAAGUACAAUACGGGUGAAUUUCGUUUGGGUUCCUUCUCCGCGACAGUGGGUAUCGCACUAACGAAUAAGGUAGUAGUUGUGGAUGGCACGCGCGUCAAAUUGCAAAUUUGGGACACAGCUGGUCAGGAGCGUUUUCGUAGCGUCACACAUGCCUAUUAUCGAGAUGCACAUGUUUUCUACUUUUUUCCUUACAUAGCUCUGCUUCUGCUAUAUGACGUCACCAACAAAACCACUUACGACAACAUUCGCGCAUGGCUGGGCGAGAUAAGGGAAUAUGCACAGGAUGAUGUCGUGAUUGUGCUCAUUGGAAAUAAAGCGGACUGCAGCAACAGCGAACGGCAAGUAAAACGCGAGGAUGGAGAACGAUUAGCUAGAGAGCACAAUGUACCAUUUAUGGAAACAUCUGCUAAAACGGGAUUGAAUGUCGAACUUGCUUUCUCAGCAGUCGCUAGGCAACUAAAAUGUCGGGGCACCGUAAAUGGCGAUGAUGGAAAAUUCAAUGUCCAUGACUUCGUACGCGACAAUACGCGAGCACGAACAAUGUGUGCGCAGUGCAAGUCGAUGUAGACUUGGUUUUACUUUCCAAAGAAAAUAUGGAACACUAUUUUGAAGCGAAGUAGAUGGAAUACGAGUAUUCUAUCUUGAAGAUUGAAGAUUAGGAUUAUGUGGCAAUGUUCAGUAAUUUGAAUAGCUUUAUUAGGCAUGAUAGUGAUGUACGAAGAAACAUCCCUACAAGAUCAUUUUAUUAAUCGUAUGUAACUCAUUGAUGAUGGAAAUGUUCAUCAAACACUCCCAUCUUCUUCAACUUAUGGCCUUAUUUAAUAGUCUCUUUUUAACCAACGCAAAAUUUGCAAAUAUGUUAGUAACAUAAUCGAGAAUGUGUUAGUUUCCAUCACUCGAGUCAAUUCUCAAUCAUUAAUUGAAUUAUUAAUUCUUGUAGGGAUGUUUGAAUGAAUGUUCACAUACAUGUGGCAGACAACGUAAAUGUUUGUGUGAGCAAGUGUAGCAAAAUGCGUACAAGAAAAUACAUAUGUAUGUACAUAAAAAAAACAUUUAUGUAUUUAUUUCAGGUGCCAGUUUAUCCAGGCUUCUUCUACCCUGCUUUUCAAAAGAACUAAAUUUAAGCUGUCAUUCUAGCCUGGUUUAAGUUAUUUGGAAAACAAUACCACCUUAAGAGUUUGAAGUGAAAACUUAUUAUUAAGUUGCAUUUAUAAUAAAAAAUAAUAAUGGUUUUGUAAAUUAUUUUAAGUGAAAAAGUUCAAAUUUUUAAAAGCAGCUGAGUAUUUAUAUUUGUGUUUAUGAACAUAAUCAUUUAAUAAAUCUGUAAUUCCCACAGUGCAAACUAAUAUAAAAAGUGUUGUCAUACCGAUUAUUGGGUUUUAUUAUGCCAUAUUUUGUUAAUUUCUUUACUGUGCACAACUAACGAAUAAAAGAAACAAUUUUACGAAGUUUUCUGUUUAUACCUAAGAUGCGGUCAUAAUAUAGGAUGAUCUAAUAUCGUUGUAAAUGAAUUGGUAAGUAGUAAUACGGGAGUUUAGCCAUCUCUAUAAUAAAGUAUCAUUUAUUUCUUCUUUUGCGAAGAGGUAGGUACUCAGCGUGGCAUACUUAGGCUAUUUCUAGGGGGUACCUGGCGGUAGGUAUAAAACGCCCCCCUAAUCCAGGGUGUACCAGGUACCUAUUGGAUGGUUUGGAGUCAGGGGGCUCUUCCGACUGUAUUUUAUACCGGAUACCUGUCCGGCUCCGGGAGUAACGGUGGACUUACCGCAGCACGGGGCUCUGCUGUGGCCGACCGUUCUUUCCCCUUACCGUUAUGCACGGUCGCCGAACGGUUUCGGCUCAGUAGGCGACCAAAGAACCAGAUGCUAUGAAUACGAAUAAUGAAGCCCCGGAUCCCUGCACGGGUAAAAAUGACGCCGACGGACACGGCGUUAUAAAUAGUCAAGAGAAAUCUUCGGUAGCCACUGGAGCGGUCCCGAAGAAGCCUUCACGGCCAUUUAAAUCUAAUAUUGAGUCCAGCGUUGGUAGCUGCAAACCCUCGGAGGGUAGCGAGCGACUGGCGUCUGGGAUGCUAACGGAGCCUACCCGGCCGAUGGACCUCUCGUGCCAGGCGUCCUCAUCAAAGCGGCAAUGAGCCCACCCCAAACCCAAAGAGACAAGUGACUACCGCGCCCCCUCUUGCAGUGCAUGCGGCCACAGUCAUCAACACCUAUAAUACAGCCAUAUACCACCAGACAGCAACAACCAGAGCGGAAAGCACAACUGGACCAAGGUAGAACACCUCAUACAUCUCUCACCCUCCACUUCGAGGUCAAUCUCCUAAGACACACGAAACGUAACACAAUUGAACUGCAACGGACUCGAGAGCAAAAUCGAAGAGAUACCCGUAUUCAUGGGUCGUGCAGCAUAUUGGUAGCUGCGAUCCAAGAAACGAAGUUGCAUAGCAAUUCAGUACUGCUAGAGAACGCCAAAGGCGUUUGCCGCCGUCUGUCAUUCCACGCUAUUAGAGGAAAUGGAAUCUUCCUCUCUCCCCAGGCACUCAAACGGUGUACAUAGGGGUAUUUGAACGAUUUAGGCGGCCAUAAACCAAUUUGACAAAAUUUUAAAGGAAACUAAAAUAAAUAGUCACAUUAGAUAGAGAACAUUCCAAAUAACAUUUUCCAGUCUCCCUCACUUUUCUAACUUGCACAGCGAACGCUCACCGUUGACCGGAAACAGAAUACUCUAACGCUGCUUAUAAAUAAAUGUUUGCUCUCUAUA